CCGCAGCUCGCACAGCUGCGCACCAAACCCUCGCUCGCCGGCGCAGAUGGCAGCGCACAGCACCGGCGCUCCGGCGAUACCUCGCUUCGCAGCUCGCACAGCAAGCACUUGAUUCGGCACCCCUCGUCUGUACGGCCGGCGACGGCGCAGGGCCCCAUGGAGAGGGCACUCAUGAGAGACCCGAUGUCCAAGCUCACCGACGACAUCCUCGUGGACAUCAUCUCGCGGGUGCCCUACAAGUCCACCUGCUGCUGCAAGUGCGUCUCCACGCGCUGGCGCGAUUUCCUCUCCCACCCCGACCACCGCAAGAAGCUGCCCCAGCCCCUCGCCGGCUUCUUCUACCAAGGCUACAACAGAGACCGCUUCCCCAAGAUAGCUCGCUAUUUCACCAAUGCUUCAGGGGAAGGUGACCCUCUCGUUGACCCGUCACUAUCCUUCCUGCCUAGAUACAGUAGCCUUGAGAUCCUGGACUGCUGCAAUGGCCUCCUCCUCUGCCGGUGCUGGAAGCCCACUGACCCCAAGACAUUGGAUUAUGUGGUGUGCAAUCCGGCCACCGAGAAAUGGGUUGUUGUGCCAGCCACGGAAUGGUCCAACAAGGUGAGCGUUGCUCGCCUUGGGUUCGAACCCGCCGUCUCCUCCCACUUCCAUGUGUUCGAGUUCAUUGAUGAGAAGGCGUGGGUUACAGAUGAGUCUGAGCUUAACGAGUGGACUGGAUCUCUCGAGGCAGUGGCAACCUACUCAUCCAAAUCUGGAGUUUGGACGAAUCCAAUUGCUGUCAGCACUAUAGUUUCGAUACCCACCCAUUCAAAAGGCGUUUUUUUCAAUUCCAUCAUGCAUUUGGCUGCAUUUGAUGAUAUGGUAGCAACCUUUGAUGUUCAAGGAAAUCUUCAGUCGAUCAUUGAUACUCCUGAUUUGCCAUAUGAUUCGCCUGUCAAUGAUGUUUUCGUAUCACGGGGACAGUUAUAUUUUACAGGUAUCACUCGUUCUGAAUUUGGUCCUUCAAUGUCAGUCUGGGUUCUUGAGGACUAUGAUCUUGGAGAAUGGACCUUGAAGCACACUGUCAGCCACUUUGCUCUGUUCGGAACAAACUAUUCAGGGUGUAAUUACAAGGUCAUCUCAUUCCACCCAGAGCGUGAUAUGAUAUUCGUAGUUUACGGGGAGGAGAACACACUUAUGUCAUAUGACAUGGAUUGCAGCAAGCGACAUAUUAUAUGCCAACUUGGACAGGAUUGCCAGCUUGAAGAUAUUAGCGAUGAAGAGAAGACUCCCUUUAUUCCAUAUGGUCCCUUGUACACUGAGUCAUUGGCAGAUGGGACCUAAACAUGCCUACUUGCGUAGACAACUUGCAAUUGUCUAUCUUUCCGAGGAAAUCUGUAUGAACUUGUAACUGUUGCACAUGGUGCUUGAGUGCACUAAUGUACCUGACUCUAUGGAGCUUAGCUAUUGGCUGUUGCACUUAAUUAGUAACUGAACUUAUGUUUGUGUCCUUGUAUAAGUAGCCCAUGCAGUUUCAUCAGCCCAGUACUUGACCAUGGAUAUUAUGAUCACUUUGUUGUACCUUAUUGUCAUAUCUUGAGUCUGGUUUCUACUUA
Molecule: messenger RNA, 1592 nt
Organism: Lolium rigidum
Lineage: Eukaryota; Viridiplantae; Streptophyta; Magnoliopsida; Poales; Poaceae
Exons: 2
Coding region: 157-1320 (387 amino acids)
Molecular function (GO): protein binding
Source: RefSeq, a predicted model, not a curated record